This is a messenger RNA of Pterocles gutturalis (yellow-throated sandgrouse), 1194 nucleotides long. Its product is annotated as echinoderm microtubule-associated protein-like 5. The record is from RefSeq and is a predicted model, not a curated record. The transcript has 9 exons. Lineage: Eukaryota; Metazoa; Chordata; Aves; Pterocliformes; Pteroclidae. The annotation marks the transcript as partial. Gene Ontology annotation, molecular function: microtubule binding.
GUUGCUUCAUUUUCUGUUUCUGUUUUCUUGGUGGCAGAGAGUCUAGUUGAUUCUAAUAGUGAUGAAUCAGAUUCAGAUCAGUCUGAUGUUCCAGAGCUGGACUCUGAAAUUGAACAAGAAACACAGAUCACCUAUCGUCGACAGGUUUACAAAGAAGAUCUACCUCAACUUAAAGAGCAAUGCAAAGAAAAAAGAAAAAGUGCAGCUUCUAAAAGACGAGAGCGAGCUCCAGGGAACAGUAUAAGAUUACAUUUUGUUCAUGGUUACAGAGGUUACGACUGUCGAAGCAAUUUAUUUUACACUCAGACGGGUGAAAUUGUAUACCAUGUUGCAGCAGUAGGAGUGGUGUACAAUCGACAGCAGAACACACAGCGCUUUUAUCUAGGUCAUGAUGAUGACAUUCUUUGCCUUGCUAUUCAUCCUUUAAAGGACUAUGUGGCAACCGGCCAGGUUGGUCGAGAUUCCUCAAUACACAUUUGGGACACAGAAACAAUAAAACCACUCUCAGUAUUAAAGGGCUAUCACCAGUAUGGUGUUUGUGCUGUUGAUUUUUCAGCGGAUGGGAAACGAUUGGCUUCUGUUGGAAUAGAUGACAAUCACGCCAUUGUACUCUGGGAUUGGAAGAAAGGAGAAAAACUUUCAGCAGUAAGGGGAAGCAAAGAUAAGAUUUUUGUUGUUAAGAUUAAUCCUUAUAUGCCUGAUAAAUUGAUUACAGUUGGAAUUAAACACAUGAAAUUCUGGCGUAGAGCAGGCGGAGGACUAAUUGGGAGAAAGGGCUCCAUAGGUGCCUUGGGAAGAACCGAUACAAUGAUGUGUGCAGUAUAUGGCUGGACUGAAGAGAUGGCGUUUUCUGGAACUUCCACGGGGGAUGUGUGUAUUUGGAGAGAUGUGUUUCUCAUAAAAACUGUCAAAGCACAUGAUGGUCCUGUGUUCAGCAUGCACGCAUUGGAAAAAGGAUUUGUCACGGGAGGAAAGGAUGGGGUAGUAGCUCUCUGGGAUGAUACCUUUGAACGUUGUCUCAAAACGUAUGCUAUCAAAAGGGCUGCUUUGGCCCCUGGGUCUAAAGGUCUCCUCUUAGAAGAUAAUCCUUCUAUACGUGCCAUAUCUUUAGGACAUGGUCAUAUUUUAGUGGGCACAAAGAACGGUGAAAUAUUGGAAGUGGAUAAAAGUGGACCAAUAACUCUGCUGGUUCAG